AUGGUAAUAGAUCUCACGAAUUGCUCGCAGGAGAAAUAUAUUAAUCGGUUAGAUCAACCAUGUCUGUUGUUUAGCUAUCAGGAAGUCUAUCCGGGCAUUCUGGUUAAGCUCCAAGAACAGUGCUGGCAUCCAAUUAUAGAUUGGGUGCAAAAGUACUAUGAAGUGGACAUUAAAACAACAAACGGUAUCACCGGUAUGCAACUUCCGGAGACCAAGGACAGAUUAAAAUCUGUUGUCGAAAAGUUCGGCAACUUAAAAUUGUCCGGACUUGGUCUGGUAGAACGAAAGUUGACAGUCGAGGAAGCUUUCAAGGCCACACAGGUCGAGACCAUUUCGCAGACAAUGAAGUGGGGAGAGCUUGAAGAUG
Acaulospora colombiana is the source of this 367-nucleotide messenger RNA. Lineage: Eukaryota; Fungi; Glomeromycota; Glomeromycetes; Diversisporales; Acaulosporaceae. The record is from the annotation of a GenBank genome assembly.